CCCAAAACCCACAAUUUCACAUCUGCAAACACUGUCUUCAUCCACUUGACUCCUAAGACCCGCCCACACGUGGCCAACCUUUCGCGGUUUUUAAUGCUUUUUCACUGCAGGUUCAUGUGUUGAGACCAACCUUAUAUGGACUGAUCGGACAAGCCGGAUUGUCCGAAAAGCUGGUGCAGCAACUUUUCCCUGCAUAUUUCCCCCCCCUCACCAGAAUAUGUCGUUGACCAACACAAAGACGGGCUUUUCUGUAAAGGACAUUUUGGACCUUCCUGACACAAAUGACGAAGACGGAUCUAUCACCGGAGCGGAGGAGGACACGGAGGGUUCGGAGACCACGUCCACGACAAAAACCACUGGAGUUUUGGUGCAAAGUCCUCUGGAAAACGUUCAGAAUCUGCCUUUAAAGAACCCCUUUUAUGACAGCAGUGACAAUCCUUACACACGAUGGCUUGCUACCACGGACAGCAUUCAAUAUUCAUUGUUUCUCCCGUUUCUUGCCGCAGUGCACGGCCUCUCCGCCAGCUCUCAGGACUCGGCCAAGUCCCCGGAGCCGUCCGCAGACGACGAAUCGCCGGACAACGACAAGGAGACUUCCAGCAGCGGCGGCAGCGACUCCGGCAAGAAGCGGAAAAGGAGGGUGUUGUUUUCCAAGGCGCAGACCUACGAGCUGGAGCGCCGCUUCAGGCAGCAGAGGUACCUGUCCGCUCCGGAGAGGGAGCACCUGGCCAGUCUGAUCCGCCUCACCCCGACCCAGGUGAAGAUCUGGUUCCAGAACCACCGGUAUAAGAUGAAGAGAGCCCGGGCCGAGAAAGGUAUGGAAGUGACCCACCUCCCUUCUCCCAGGCGGGUGGCCGUGCCCGUCUUAGUCAGGGAUGGAAAGCCUUGUCACACUCUUAAAGCUCAGGACUUGGCGGCCACUUUUCAGGCCGGGAUCCCCUUCUCUGCUUACAGUGCCCAGUCACUCCAACACAUGCAGUAUAACGCGCAGUACAGCGCCGCGGCCACGCCACAGUUCCCCACAGCACAUCACUUGGUGCAAACGCAACAGUGGACUUGGUGAGAGAAAUGAUAGAGACUUGGCUUAUGGAGGCACGAUAGGGAGUUUCACCACAAAGCAAAGAGAGCGAGAGAGAGAAAAAAAGAAAAUAAAACACACAAAAAAACAAAAGACUUUUCAUUUUUGCAGCUUGACUCAUAUAUAUAUACUACCAUUUUUAUUCGGGGCUCAUGUGUGCGCCGUGUUUACAUGUUUUCGUUAAGAGAACUGGGUCCAAACCUCUCCCUUAUAGAUUUUAUUCAGAAUGUCAAUGCUCUUCUUGUGAAUUUUUUUUUUUUUUCCUUUUUGUAAAGUAUGUUGUGUGUUGGUUGUAGAGAUGUUUUUCUCUUAUU
Molecule: messenger RNA, 1392 nt
Organism: Solea senegalensis (Senegalese sole)
Lineage: Eukaryota; Metazoa; Chordata; Actinopteri; Pleuronectiformes; Soleidae
Gene: nkx2.2a
Product: NK2 homeobox 2a
Exons: 3
Coding region: 218-1063 (281 amino acids)
Biological process (GO): cell differentiation; regulation of transcription by RNA polymerase II
Cellular component (GO): nucleus
Molecular function (GO): DNA-binding transcription factor activity, RNA polymerase II-specific; RNA polymerase II cis-regulatory region sequence-specific DNA binding
Source: RefSeq, a predicted model, not a curated record